This is a messenger RNA of Helobdella robusta, 303 nucleotides long. RefSeq lists its product as hypothetical. Gene Ontology annotation, molecular function: phosphoglycerate kinase activity. Lineage: Eukaryota; Metazoa; Annelida; Clitellata; Rhynchobdellida; Glossiphoniidae. Gene Ontology annotation, biological process: glycolytic process. The transcript is spliced from 3 exons. Bases 1 to 303 code for a protein of 100 amino acids. The record is from RefSeq and is a predicted model, not a curated record.
AUGUCUCUCAGAAGAAAAAUCAUCGAAGAUAUAGAACUGACGAAUAAAAAAAUCCUAGUGAGAAUCUUAGCCUCACUACACACUAUAAAGUUUCUCAUGAGCAAAAACGUUGAAGCCAUCAUAAUGAUAACUCACCUUGGGAAAGUAUCGUUUCGAUGCGAUCCGAUACGGCCAGAAGUAAACAUAAUCCUACCGGUUGACUUUGUGACUGGCGACAAGCUUGAUGAAAAGACCACAAUGGGGAAGGCUAAAAUUAAAGACGGAAUCAAGGGAGACAAUAUUGUUGGUUCAUGGAUUGAGUGA